AUGGAGUCUAACGCAACUACAAACGGCGACACUGUGCAAGACAUAUUUGGCGAUGAAGAGAUCCAGGUAGUCUUGACUAUCAAACUGGCUCGGAUCAACGAAGCGUCCAUUCGAAUUAGAGAGCACCUCGCUACUACUAGCCAGCCCCCACUUGAACAAAAUAGUUUGGCUUUGCGGUACUUUGCUACACAGCACGCGCGCGACCAGAUGGAACUCAACCAACAGUCCCCGAGCACGCAGCCUAUCGUGAACUCAGUGCUGUCGACGAGGCUCGCCGCGAAAUGGCGCAUGAGCAACAAGCUGAGCGAAGGCGACUGGAUCGCCGCUUUAGAACGGCGCCCUCAUAACGCCGAUAUACCGAUGAACAUUCCGGCAAACAAUAUGGAGGAUGAAGAUCAUCAGUAG
Molecule: messenger RNA, 405 nt
Organism: Phytophthora infestans T30-4
Lineage: Eukaryota; Oomycota; Peronosporomycetes; Peronosporales; Peronosporaceae
Exons: 3
Coding region: 1-405 (134 amino acids)
Source: RefSeq, a predicted model, not a curated record